Molecule: messenger RNA, 3337 nt
Organism: Agelaius phoeniceus (red-winged blackbird)
Lineage: Eukaryota; Metazoa; Chordata; Aves; Passeriformes; Icteridae
Gene: SLC25A22
Product: solute carrier family 25 member 22
Biological process (GO): aspartate transmembrane transport; L-glutamate transmembrane transport; malate-aspartate shuttle
Molecular function (GO): L-aspartate transmembrane transporter activity; L-glutamate transmembrane transporter activity
Source: RefSeq, a predicted model, not a curated record
AGCUGAGUCGGGCCGGGCCGCGCCGCGCAGGAGCUCCGCACCCCGCGCCGCACCGUCCCCGGCCCCGGCGGGAACCGCCGCCGCCGCCGCCGCCCGGAAGAAACUGAAGUGAGAAAGACGUAACUGAAAAAGAACGAUUGGAAGGAACAGAUUCAUUUCUUAACAAGAUCAAGUUUGAAUUAAAUGGCUGAUAAACAGAUCAGUUUACCUGCCAAGCUGAUCAAUGGAGGGAUAGCUGGGCUGAUCGGGGUCACCUGUGUAUUUCCCAUUGACCUGGCAAAAACUCGCCUGCAGAACCAGCAAAAUGGCCAACGGAUGUACAGCAGCCUGUCUGACUGCCUCAUUAAAACGAUUCGGUCGGAAGGCUACUUUGGCAUGUACCGAGGGGCUGCAGUGAACCUGACUCUAGUGACACCAGAAAAGGCUAUCAAACUGGCAGCCAAUGACUUCUUCCGGCAUCACCUCUCCAAAGAUGGGAAAAAGCUGACACUGCUGAGGGAGAUGCUGGCAGGCUGUGGUGCAGGUACCUGCCAGGUAAUUGUCACCACUCCCAUGGAGAUGCUCAAAAUCCAGCUGCAGGACGCAGGACGCAUUGAGGCACAGAAGAAGCUCAUGGCGGCGCAGGCCCAGCUCUCCUCCUCCCCCGCGGCGGCGGCGGCCGAGCCGACUGUGGAAAGGCGCCCCACAGCGACUCAGAUAACCAGGGAGCUGCUGCGGAGCAAAGGCAUCGCGGGACUCUACAAGGGCCUGGGAGCCACGCUGCUAAGGGAUGUCCCCUUCUCCAUUGUUUACUUCCCACUGUUUGCAAACCUGAACAAGCUGGGCCAGAAGGAUCCCAAUGUCAAGGCUCCAUUCUACGUGUCCUUUCUCUCUGGAUGUGUGGCUGGCAGUACGGCUGCAGUGGCUGUCAAUCCUUGUGAUGUGAUCAAAACGCGGCUGCAGUCCUUGCAGAGAGGAGUCAAUGAGGACACCUACUCGGGGAUCCUGGACUGCACCAAGAAGAUCUGGCAGAGGGAAGGGCCCACGGCCUUCUUCAAAGGGGCCUACUGCCGAGCCCUGGUGAUCGCUCCUCUCUUCGGCAUUGCACAAGUCGUGUACUUCGUGGGCAUCGCGGAGUUCCUGCUGGACCUGCUCCCCAAGCGCCGGGCCUAGCCCUGCAAGGGCCGCCCGUGCCCCGCGCUCUGCAGCGCCGGAUCCAUCCCCGUGUUCGCCAUCCCUGUCCAUCCAUGUCACAGCAACAGCACAAAGGCUUCGGCAGGGCCGCCAAGGGACCUGGGGCCCACAUGGGCAGACUGGGGAGGGAGAGAGUCCCUUCCCUGCCGCCUCUGGAACCCGCCCCUCCCGCUCCUUCCACGGACAAUACUUAAUUAUUCCUCUCUCUCUCUCCCUCUCUCUCUCUCUCUCUCUCUCUUUUUAAUUUCCCACUUUUUGGUUUUAAAUUGUCAUUCUUAAGGACACUGGUAAGCACAGACUGGGCUUGCAGACCCAAAGUCUCCUCUCAGUCUUGGGGAGGAGGAGAGAUGGGAAAGAAAUAACUUCAAUCCUCAUCCACCUGAGUUUCCCUUUCUACCUGGAGCUGCCAGCCAUCUGAGGAGGAGCUGGAGGGGCAGCUGUGUCCCCUCAGCACCUCCUUGGCUCUGCUGACCUCGGGUCAAGAGUGAAUGCUGCACAAAGGGGGCUUAACUCAUUGCUGCUGGAGGCAGGGGUGGGGGGGAUGCUGGCUCUGGCAAGUUCCUUGGCCUGGAAACCUUCAGUCCUCCCUUCUCCCUUUUUAAAAACUAGUUGGACUUAAAUGAAUUCUGACUGUUCCUAUUCAUUUUGUAAUUAUUUUUGUUUUAAAGCAAAGGGAUGUCCCUCCUAACUAGGUGUCACAGGCACAUCUGGGUGAGGUGCAGAAAUAAGGUGUCUGCUCUGUAGGGAACAUGUCUGUGGGAUCACAUGAAUGUCCAAAGGUGCUUCCCUGCUUGGCUACAGGCACGGAAGAGGAACUUGGGAUCAAGUUAUUUUUGUUUCGUUUUUGUUUUGGGGUGGUUUGGUUUUGGUUUUUGGUUUUUUGGGGGUUUUUUUGUGGUUUUGGUUGGGGUUUUUUUUGUUUGUUUUUGUUUUGGUUUUUUGUUUUUGUUUGUUUGUUUUGUUUUGUUAGUUUGGGUUUUUUUGCAGGGUUGUUUUGUUUUGUGGGGAUUUUCUUUAGUUCUAUUUUGGGGUUUUUUGGGUUGUUUGUUUUUGUUUUUAGGUUUUUUCUCUUUGGGUUUUGUUUGUUGGGUUUUUUUUAUUCAGGGUUGUGGGGAGGAAAAACCAAACAAAAAGAAGCCACUUACAUUCCUUCAGUCUGCCCACCCCUAGAGUGAUAAAGGUGUGGCUGCAGGUAUAGAUCAGCUGAUCUGAUUUUUUCCCAGCCUGACCCCAGGUGUGUGGAAGGAGGCACUGGCUCCAGUUCUGGCACUGCCCAAGCUCAUGAAGCAGCAGUUAGAAAUGCUGCAUCUGUGGGCUCACCAAGCCAGGUGAGCACACAAGGUCUGGUUGUGCUCUGAUGUUUGCCUUGGGUGUGGCUGGAGCCCGUGGGUGUGGAAGAGGCAGAGGGUUGACAUUCUCUGAGCAGGGAGCUGUUUGUGUGUCCAUCACUGGAGGGGGUGAGUCCCGUGCAUCACAAGAACAUCCUGUUUGCUCCCUGCGUGGGGAUCAGGGGUGGGUGGCAGGGGACAAAUCCACACCUACAGCCUGCUCUGUCAAAGGGACACUGCCCCAGCUAAUAUCACUUGUCAGAGGAAUUCCCCAUUCAGUACUCUCUUGGGCUGUGUAAUUAAUCCUAGCUGAAAUGAUCAUAAGUGUGAGAUCUACCAACCCAGUGUGAUCUUCUCCGUUAUUUAUUCCAUUUGGUGCAAUCCACCCAACUUUGGUGUUGAAAUUAAACUGAUUGAAUUCACUUUUCAUUCCUUCUUUUUGCUUUAUUCUCCAGGCGCCUGCUUGGUGUUUGUGUUUUGAAUGUAUAUUUAAAUUAAUUUUUAAAAUAGCCUUGUUUUUAAUGUUUAAAAGAAAACCACCUCUGUUUCACUGUUCUUUGGUUAGGUUUUGUGAAAUGUGUAUGUUGGGGGCCUUCUUCCUUGAUGCAUCCUUUUUCUCUUUGAAAAAGUUGUUCUGUGGCUGAUUUGUUACUUGUCACUUCGCAUAUGUGAAUAAUUUUCUUUUUCUUUUUUUUUUUUUCUUAAUGACUUCUCCGUGUAUCUGGGAAGGAAUCUGUGCAAAGGCAAUGAUAGAUGUCUGUGCUGUGUGUAGUGCUGUGAUGCUACUCUUGCUCUGGAUUUCCCUUGGGUGGAUUAAAAGAGAAAGGUUUAUUUUA